This is a messenger RNA of Ipomoea nil (Japanese morning glory), 1522 nucleotides long. RefSeq names its product palmitoyl-acyl carrier protein thioesterase, chloroplastic-like. Gene Ontology annotation, biological process: fatty acid biosynthetic process. NCBI's taxonomy places the organism in Eukaryota, Viridiplantae, Streptophyta, Magnoliopsida, Solanales, Convolvulaceae. Gene Ontology annotation, molecular function: fatty acyl-[ACP] hydrolase activity; acyl carrier activity. The coding region runs from base 52 to 1230 and encodes 392 amino acids. The record is from RefSeq and is a predicted model, not a curated record. The transcript has 6 exons.
UCAUUCUUAAAAUCUUCACUCAAAAUAAGGAUUCAAAGGGAGAAGAAAGAAAUGUCCACCUUCUCCUAUGUACCAAGUUUCACCAUAAAAUGUUCAAUCUCACCAAAAGAAGAGCCUAAACACCAUAAUGUGAUUGGGGUGAAGAAGAUAAAUGGCCAUUCUUCUGCUGCAUUUCCGGGCUCGAAAAAGGUUGAGGUUCUGAGCCAAAACAACGCGGUGGCAGCUGCCACCACGACAACUACGCCUCUCCACCCCGGGGAGAUUCGACAGAAUAUACCCACGAAGAAGCAGCUCGUUGAUCCCUUUCGCCAAGGGCUUAUCGUCGAGGGAGGCGUUGGGUACAGGCAGACAGUUGUGAUCAGGUCAUAUGAAGUUGGUCCUGAUAAAACUGCAACCAUUGAAACCAUCCUUAACUUACUUCAGGAAACAGCAUUGAAUCAUGUGUGGAUGUCUGGGCUACUAAGUGAUGGAUUUGGAGCCACACAUGGCAUGAUGAAGAACAAUCUCAUCUGGGUUGUUUCAAGAAUGCAAGUUCAAGUCGAUAAUUAUCCAAUCUGGGGUGAAGUGAUGGAGAUAAACACAUGGGUUGGAGCAUCAGGGAAAAACGGGAUGAGGAGAGACUGGCUGCUAACAAGCAAAGCCACAGGGCUCGUAUUUGCCCGGGCCACCAGUACAUGGGUGAUGAUGAACCAACAAACGAGGCGGCUCUCGAAAAUGCCAGACGAGGUGAGGGCCGAGAUCUCACCAUGGUUCAUCGAGAAACAGGCAAUACCAGAAGAGAAUCCCGUCAAGAUAGACAAGUUGGAUAACAACGCGACGUUUGUUAUCUCUGACCUUAAGCCAAAAAGAAGUGAUCUGGACAUGAACCACCACGUAAACAACGUAAAAUAUGUUCGAUGGAUGCUCGAGACAAUCCCUGACCAAAACUUGGAGGCUCAUCAGCUAUCGAACAUCAUACUCGAAUACAGGCGAGAAUGUGGAAGCUCAGACGUCGUUCAAUCCCUAUGCGAGCCAAACGAGAAUGCACUUUCCAACAACAACAACAUAAGCCUGCUAAACGGAUUCUCAUUGGCAUCGGGGAUUCUUCAGGGCAAUGGACUGCUCGAGUCCUUAACCCGAGGGGCGUUUAGCUACACGCAUCUGCUGCAAACAGAAGGCGAGGAGGGGAAGAGCAAAGAGAUCGUUCGAGGAAGGACUAGUUGGAAGAGAAAGCUGCCAUUUCCACCCUGACAGAAACAUGAUCUAAAUGGACUUAUUUGCAUAUUCCAGUUGCCAUUCUGAUUCAUUUUGGGGCUGAAAUUUAACCUCAAAAUGCAUGAAAUGGCAGCAGCAGCAAAGAACAGAAUCAGUAAAUAAGAGAUGUAAUCUGUGUGGAAGUAGAAGAACUAAAAAAGAAAAAGAAAAAGUAUGCAGUUAGUACAUAAAGGUAUUGGUACAUAUACAUUGUUGUAUGUAUAAGAGGAAAAUUUGGGUGAAAUUAUGUAUUUAUUAGAAUAUUAUUGAUGAUAAUAAAAUAAUAAAA